Molecule: messenger RNA, 987 nt
Organism: Zasmidium cellare ATCC 36951
Lineage: Eukaryota; Fungi; Ascomycota; Dothideomycetes; Mycosphaerellales; Mycosphaerellaceae
Exons: 3
Coding region: 1-987 (328 amino acids)
Molecular function (GO): methyltransferase activity
Source: RefSeq, a predicted model, not a curated record
AUGAAGAGCCGCAACUCCAAUGAAACCCACGUUCCGGAGCUCUACAGUGGUCUCACCAACGAGGGCUAUUCCCAGUACAAGAAAGACAACCUUGAGGCAUGGGAGCAAAUGGCCGAGCAAUGGGAGACCUUCCAAAGCCUCGAGGGCGCCGACGGCAAUGACAUGUUCAACCAGUGUCUCCUGCCUGUAGUCGCUGAGCUCGCCGGUCUGCGGACUGAGGACGAGCGACCGGUCAAGAAACUCGAGCAUUGGCGACCCGGUGAGCGGGUUCUGGACCUGGGCGCUGGCAGCGGCAUUGUCGCACGCAUGUUUGCAAAACAUGGCGCGCACGUGACCGCACUCGACAAUUCUCAGGCAAUGCUUGAGAAAGGCAGAGAACGAGCAACGAGGCAAAAUCUCUCUGGCCAGAUCACUUACGACUAUAUCGACUUGACGGACUACUCCAUCAUGGAGAAUUACAUGCGAGACAAGGAGUCAGUAUGCCGCCUACCAGCCUUUGCGCUCUUUGCUAACGGUCUGCGAAGACCAUAUGACAUUGUCACGAUCAGCACGACAGUGAAGUCAUUGCCAGAUAUCGAGCCGCUAGCCAAGGCUUUGCCACUGAUGCUCAAGCCUGAAGGACGAAUCGUUCUAGUAGAACUUCACCCUGCCUUCUCCAAACCCGCGGGACACCGCGGUAUGGAGAUCUUCGAGAACCCGAAGACUGGCAAGCAGCAACUCAGCACCUACAUCAAAGUGCCACAAUAUUUGAACAUCCCACCAACGAAGAGCGAAGCUGUGCGAGGCCAGCCAGAGCCACUGUGGUUCUUUCAUCGGCCGUUUUGGGCGCUCAUGGAUCCAUUCUUUCGGAACGGACUCGUGCUUGAUGCUAUGCGAGAGCCAGCUUUCAAGGGCGACCCAAUGCCAUCACAAGCUCAGAACUACCACAAUUUUCAACAGACGCCGAUGUUAGUAGCGAUCCGUUUGCGACAUGCGAAGUUCCUGUAA